Molecule: messenger RNA, 1488 nt
Organism: Nicotiana attenuata
Lineage: Eukaryota; Viridiplantae; Streptophyta; Magnoliopsida; Solanales; Solanaceae
Product: beta-glucuronosyltransferase GlcAT14B-like
Exons: 6
Coding region: 1-1488 (495 amino acids)
Cellular component (GO): membrane
Molecular function (GO): glucuronosyltransferase activity
Source: RefSeq, a predicted model, not a curated record
AUGACUGAGCUUCAAGAAGCAUUAUCGGCUGCUUCAAAAAAUUCAGAUGUUGGAGUUCAAGACCCUCCUGGCUUACCCACAAAUCAAAUGAUUCCGGGAACUGAUUCUUUUAUUAAAGCUCACGUUGGAGCAAGAAAAAUUCGAGCGCGGAAAGCAGAUAUCUUCAUAAUUGCUCAAGGAGAUUCAGAAUUACUUUGGGAGUACAUGAUCAGCCUGGGGUCUUUAAACAUGGAGAAGAAAACAUGUGCAAAUCCUCUAGUUAUAAUCCUACUUGUGUGUAUUUUCCUUCUAGGGACCUCCUUCAACAUAAGUCUUAUUUUCCCAUUUUACACAAUCAAUUCAAUCUUCUCAAUAUUCUCAUCUUGUUUUAUGACAAAUAAUCAAGCUAGUUCAUAUUUUGUUGAAGCAAAAAUCAAGCAAUUAGCUCCAUCUCCUCCUAUUAAUCCUCCCAUCCCGCGAUUCGCUUACUUAAUUUCUGGAUCAAAAGGUGAUCUUGAAAAGCUAUGGAGAAGUCUAAGAGCAUUAUAUCACCCAUGGAAUUACUAUGUUAUUCAUUUGGACUUGGAAUCAUAUGUACAAGAGAGAUUGGAACUUGCUUUAAGAGUGGAAAAAGAUCCAAUUUUUUCCCAAGUUGGAAAUGUGCAUAUGAUUAGUAAAGCAAAUAUGGUGACAUAUAGGGGACCAACUAUGGUUGCUAAUACUCUUCAUGCUUGUGCUAUUCUUCUUGAGAAGCAUAAAGAUUGGGAUUGGUUUAUUAAUCUGAGUGCUUCUGAUUAUCCUCUAGUGACUCAAGAUGAUCUUCUCUUCACAUUUUCCGAUUUGAAAAGAGAGUUGAAUUUCAUUGAGCACACAAGUGAGCUAGGUUGGAAAGAGACAGGAAGGGCAAUGCCACUUAUUAUAGACCCUGGGCUAUAUAAGACCACAAAGUCUGAUAUAUUUUGGGUCACACCAAGGAGAAGUGUUCCCACUGCCUUUAAACUCUUCACUGGUUCAGCUUGGAUGAUCCUUUCACGUGCAUUUGUGGAAUACUGCAUAUGGGGUUGGGAUAAUCUUCCUAGGAACCUACUUCUAUACUACUCAAAUUUUGUGUCCUCUCCAGAAGGCUACUUUCAGACUGUUGUAUGCAAUGCACCAGAAUUCUCUUCAACUGUUAUUAACCAUGACUUACACUAUAUUUCUUGGGAUGUUCCUCCAAAACAACAUCCACAUACUCUUUCCCUAAAUGAUACUGCAAAAAUGGUUGCAAGUGGCGCGGCGUUUGCGCGUAAGUUCAAGCAAGAUGAUCUUGUUUUAGACAAGAUUGAUAUGGAAUUACUUAACAGGAGUAAUGGUAGUUUCACACCUGGUGGUUGGUGUGCUGGAAAUCCUCCUUGUUCUAAAGUUGGAAAUCCAACAAAACUUAGACCAGGUCCAGGGGCUCAAAGGCUUAGGAGACUUAUUGGUAGACUAGUUUUGUCAGCUAAAUUUAGUCAAAACCAGUGUAAAUAG